AUGUCUCCAGCUGGGAACCGCGCCGACUGGGCCGACGACGAAGAUUUCGAUGACCCCUCCGUGCUCCCGCCGCAAGAAGUGAUCGCGAACAAGGACGGCACCAAGACCGUCAUUUCCUACCGCUACAAUGAUGACAACAAGAAAGUGAAGGUCACCCGCCGAAUUAAGACCACUAUUGUCCGCGAACACGUCAACCCUCAGGUCGCCGAACGCCGCAAAUGGGACAAGUUCGGUCUCGAGAAGGGCCACGCCGCCGGUCCCUCAUUCGACACCACCUCCGUCGGCGAGAACAUCGUCUUCCGACCCAGCGUCAACUGGAAGGCUAAUGCUAAGGAGGCUGAGAAGGAGGGUCCCGAGAAGGGCAGCAUGAAGGACCAGUUGAAGGACAAGAAGGUCAAGUGUCGUAUUUGCAGUGGAGAGCAUUUCACGGCUCGCUGUCCCUUCAAGGACACCAUGGCCCCCGUCGAGGAGGGCACUUCUGCUGCUGGUGGCGCCGAGGCGGAGGACGAUGCGGGUGGUCUUGGUGCUGGAAAGUCCAGCUACGUUCCCCCUCACAUGCGGAAGGGCGGUGCUGGUGGCGGCGAGAAGAUGGGUGGUCGCUUCGAGAAGGACGAUUUGGCGACACUGAGAGUUACAAACGUCAGCGAGUUGGCAGAGGAGAACGAGUUGCGGGAUCUCUUCGAGCGUUUCGGUCGUGUCACCAGAGUUUUCCUUGCACGGGAUCGGGAAACCCAGAGAGCCAAGGGCUUUGCUUUCAUCAGCUAUGCGGAUCGUGGCGACGCAGCACUUGCUUGCGAGAAGGUGGAUGGCUUCGGUUACCGCCACCUUAUUCUCCGCGUCGAGUUCGCCAAGCGCACUACUUAA
Messenger RNA from Penicillium psychrosexuale, 864 nucleotides. RefSeq names its product translation initiation factor eIF3 core subunit g (gene tif35). Gene Ontology annotation, cellular component: cytoplasm; eukaryotic translation initiation factor 3 complex. Bases 1 to 864 code for a protein of 287 amino acids. NCBI's taxonomy places the organism in Eukaryota, Fungi, Ascomycota, Eurotiomycetes, Eurotiales, Aspergillaceae. Gene Ontology annotation, molecular function: RNA binding; translation initiation factor activity. The transcript is spliced from 4 exons. The record is from RefSeq and is a predicted model, not a curated record.